AUAUCUAUCUCAACCCCGUCAUACCUUCUCUCUCUAUAUAAACAUUGCCCGUUUCGACUUGUGUUGCAUCACAUUCGGGAUCGAUGUUGGAUAGCAUUCUUGUUACAAAAUAAAAAUUCUGCCUUCUAUACCAGUAUUUUUUUUUCUCCCACAAAGUCUUCAAACCGGCCAACUGGAAGGUUGUACUUCUUUGUCAUGAAAAAGUGUUUGUAGAUGCAAUUGAUAACCAUAAUUGAACUACCUCCGUUCCUAUGAAUAAGCUGCACAAGCAUUUCAAGACAAUCGUUAACCAAAAGAAUUGAGAAAGAAUAUCUCGUUCAUAUAUUACAUAAUUGAUAUUGUUAGAUUUCUAAAAAAACACUUUUCAAUGAUACCAAUACUAUAUCAAAUAUUUUUUCUAUACAUGGGGCAAUUUUUGGUCAAAGAAAAAUUAAAAAAACAGGCACGCCUUAUUCAUUUGAAUGGAGCGAGUAGUAGACUACCACACCUAGUGGCCGAACUAAGCAUGGGCUCUAUGGCACCAAGAAGAAUUGAGAAUUAAAAAUGAUAGGGGCCUAGUUGGGCCUUGAUUUCAAGCAUAGCAGAAGAUAUCAAGUUUGUAGUUUGUUACAGUGUAUUACCCAAAUUAGUGAUUGUUAGAGGUUUUUCUGAGCACACUCAUUAUCUACACAUCCAUAUUUGUGCUUUGCAUGUCUGCAUCGAGAUCUGUGCUAGCUCAUUUAUUUCUCUUUUUUGUUCCUCUAAAAUAAAUCAGCAGUAUUCUUGAAAUUUUGCAGAUUCGUGAAACAUUAGAACUUAAGUGUGGAGAAAAUAGUUCGAAUUUUUCUGAUAUCAUUUUGGAAGAAAUAAAAAAGAGAAACUUGAAAAAGGGUGCGGGUGUAGGUACAACUUCUCCUAGCUUGUAGCUCGCGGGCAGUGAUCAUGGACACCACCACGAAAGCAGCCUUCAUGAAUUCUAAGCUGCUAGCACUUGCGUCAUCUGGCUCUUAUGUGAAACUAAGAUACCUUCUUGACUGGCAAGACAUAGAAGCCGAUGGAUUGACGCUCCUGGAGGGAGUAACAGCUGAAGGUGACACUGCACUCCAUGUGGUGGCUGCAUAUGGCCAGGGUUCUACCUUCUUGCCCAGGUACAAAAAAUUAAUUAGUUCCAAUGAGAAAGACACGCUUCAUACCCAAGAACAUUAUGCUGAACGCGAAGCAUUCGAUGCCAUAUAUGGCGAUGGUGAGAAUUUCCUGGAGAGUGCUAAGAUCAUCUACGAGAAAGCGAAGCACCUCCUCCUCAAGCCGAACAAGGAGGGUGACACGCCUCUGCAUUGCGCUGCACGGUCAGGGAAACGUAGCAUGGUCUCUUGUCUCAUUGAUCUCGCUGAGGACGACAAGUUGGAACUUCUGCGGAAAGAAAACAAGAACAGGGAAACAACCUUGCAUGAGGCUGUCCGCGUUGGGAACAAAGAUAUAGUUAAGCUGCUACUGGAGAAGGACUCGGAAUUGGCCAAUAUUCCUGAGGACGCCGCAUCACCUCUGUACCUAGCCAUAGUGCUAAAACAUGAUUCAAUCACGGAGAUGAUCUAUAGUAACAGUGAUAAGAAGAAGCUUUCCUACUCAGGACAAAAUGGGCAAAAUGCAUUGCAUGCUGCCAUUCUCCGAGACGAAGAUCUUACAAAAAAAUUGUUAGAAUGUAACAAGGACCUUACCACACAAAGGGAUGAAAAUGGGAGUACACCUCUUCAUUUUGCGGCAGCAGUAACACUUGGGCCAUUCGGGAGUUCAGUCGUUUGUAAGGAAGUAUUGAGAGCUGAUGCUGAUGCCUUAUAUCAACCAGACCAUGCUGGCUUAUUCCCCAUACACGUCGCUGCCUCCGUAGGUGCUCUUGGGAACAUCCACUGGUUUUUUUACCAGAGACCCAGUAGCGUCGGUUUGCGUGAUUCUAAGGGGAAGACAUUCCUUCAUGUUGCUGUUGAGAAAAACAAAAUGUGCAUAGUCUAUUGGGCCUGCUGGGAACCUUCAGUAUCAUGGAUUAUGAAUAUGCAAGACGAUGAUGGAAACACCGCACUUCACCUAGCUGUGGAGGCAGGGAGCCUUCGUAUGUUUUGUUAUUUAUUGGGGAAUCGACAAGUAAACUUAAAUUUAGUAAACAGAAAAGGGAGAACUCCACUAGAUAUAGCACAAUCUAAGAUUCCCCAAGGAGGAUUGUAUUCUCAGCAGAAUAGCGAAGCACUAAUAUUCCGUGAACUCGGACUUGCUGGUGCUAUGAAGGGUGUUCGUCGUACGGAUCGCUUGGAUGAUAUCGAUACUAGUAGAGUAAGAGAUGAUGGAAUUGACAUAAUCGAGGUGCUGAAAGACUCGACGCAAACUCUGUAUAUCGGCUCAGUUCUUAUAGCAUCGGUGACAUUUGGUGCAACUUUUGCUGUGCCUGGAGGUUAUAUAGCUGAUGAUCACACGAAUGGAGGCACUCCAAUAUUUUCUCGGACAUAUGCUUUUGACGCAUUCGUCGUUUCCAACACAUUGGCCUUCAUUUUUUCGGUGACGGCUACCAUUGCUCUCAUGUAUUCUGGAUCUCCUAUGCAUAACCGUGAAAGUCGCAAAGUCCACUUCCACAUAGCCGCAUACUCCCUCGCACUUUCGGUUAAAUGCUUGGCAUCUACCUUUGCACUUGGUGCGUAUGUGGUGCUAGCUCCGGUUGCUCAUAGAACUGCAGUUGCAACAGGCGUCCUGAGUUGUCUUGUUCUGCUAUAUGACAACCUGGACUUUGUCUGGAGACGCCUUCUUCUUCUAGCAGCGGCACGUAAAAGAAAGGGGCCAAUUUCCGCGUUGCUAUGGUUCACAGGUUUUUUAGUGGCUAAUUCUCUAUUCAGCUUUUGGCCAUUGAUAUUUAUCUUUGGUUGGGCCGCAAAUGCAAGCCCCACUCCAAAAAUGGAGCCCUGAAGAAGGAUCAACAAAUAUGUGGUCACACCAGACGAGACAUGAAGCAGUAGCAUUCUUAUAUUUAGUAUAAGAUGUGCUUUCUGCCUGCCCGCGGCAAAAAUGUAUCUAUCACCUGCAUUAGUAUGAUUUUUGAGACACUUGAUUGAAUAUGAUGUUUAUCCCUUGCAAUUCGUGCCAGAGUUAUUGUGCUGAUAAUAAUGUAAAUGGUGAUUUCUUUAUUAGCCUACAAAUGCUUUUGUAUGUUUGGAUAAUAAUUUUUUAAUAUUA
This is a messenger RNA of Lolium rigidum, 3192 nucleotides long. Its product is annotated as putative ankyrin repeat protein RF_0381. Bases 922 to 2925 code for a protein of 667 amino acids. NCBI's taxonomy places the organism in Eukaryota, Viridiplantae, Streptophyta, Magnoliopsida, Poales, Poaceae. Gene Ontology annotation, cellular component: plasma membrane. The record is from RefSeq and is a predicted model, not a curated record. Gene Ontology annotation, molecular function: protein phosphatase 1 binding; protein phosphatase regulator activity. The transcript is spliced from 4 exons.